Verruconis gallopava is the source of this 372-nucleotide messenger RNA. RefSeq lists its product as uncharacterized. The transcript has 2 exons. The record is from RefSeq and is a predicted model, not a curated record. Gene Ontology annotation, molecular function: aldehyde dehydrogenase (NAD+) activity. The annotation marks the transcript as partial. NCBI's taxonomy places the organism in Eukaryota, Fungi, Ascomycota, Dothideomycetes, Venturiales, Sympoventuriaceae.
GCUCGCGAGUAUGAGAUCGCGACCGGCGGAGGGUUCGAUGACGGGCCUGGAUUGUGGAUUCAGCCAACGAUUAUCGACCGACCUCCAGACGACGCAAACGUCGUUCGUAAGGAACAAUUCGGGCCGCUUAAGCCUAUUAUAGAAUGGGAGACUGAAGACGAGGUUAUCAAGCGUGUGAAACCAUGUCGGGACUCGGAAGUUGCGUCUGGUCUGCGGACCUCGGCUCAUGCGGAGUGCAUAGGCCGCCGGCUUGAAACCGGCUUUGUAUGGAUAAACAGCUUUGAAAAGCCGCUGCCUAUUGCAUAUUUUUCUGGUCACAGGGAGAGCGGAAUUGGCGGCGAAUGGGGCAAACAAGGUUUACUUUCAUAUUGA